Lindgomyces ingoldianus is the source of this 684-nucleotide messenger RNA. RefSeq lists its product as uncharacterized. The transcript is spliced from 5 exons. Bases 1 to 684 code for a protein of 227 amino acids. The record is from RefSeq and is a predicted model, not a curated record. NCBI's taxonomy places the organism in Eukaryota, Fungi, Ascomycota, Dothideomycetes, Pleosporales, Lindgomycetaceae.
AUGAAGCCUACUACCACACCCCGGCAACCCAUCUUCAUUUUGCAUAUCAUGACCUGCCUCUUUGAUAUGGUCAUUACCACUUUUGCUUGUAUUUGGAAUGCCAUUGGUAUUGAUAUUGGAUGGUCGUUCCUCGUAAUGGGCUUUGAUUAUUGGGGAAACGCCGCAGGGUUGACCGUAUGGCUUGCGGAGGUAAAGUCCUACUACGGAGAACUAACGGUUGCUGCGACGGCCGGCAUUCUCACUGAAUUGGUCCUAGAUGAUUUCGACUGGGCUAUAACGCGCACCAUCAAUGCAAAGCUAGAGUAUCCGCCCACACCAAUGCCCAUGGCGGGCGAUGUGUCUGUAACCGGCUCUGCGACAGGCUCUGUGACAGGCUCUGCGACAAGCUUUCCGGGCGAUUCGACCCCAGCUGACAAUGAGAAACAACCCACCGAAACACCCGCACUUCCCGGAAAGCUUCACAUCGUCCAAGAUGAUUCGAGGUUCGAAGAGCCUCUAAAGAAGGUUCAAACUCGCACUGAUUCUCUCCAUGACCUUGGCUUUCAUCAUGGACUUUUUAAUCUUGAUGCCGAUGUCCUUCAUUUACUACAUCUUUUCCGAUGGUCUGUCUCCCUUGCCUUGGGAAUCUGUGACAUUCUGGAAAGCGCUGUUUGGGGAAUCUCUUGGAAGAAGGAGAAAUCGUAG